GGCCUCUCCUCCCUUUCCUUCUUCCUCGCAUUCCGCCGGGAAACUCCACAACACAAAAACUCUCACUCUCCCAAACCCAUCCAAACUCUCUCUCUCUCUCUCUCUUUCCCGCAAACCGUUUUCCUUUCUUUUCUCCCUCAAUCUCUUUCUCUCCCUCACAAUUUUCUCGGGAAUUUUUUUUGGGUUUCUGGAUUCUCUCUUUCCCCUCUUCUCUAUUUUUUGUUUGUGCCGGUGAUUUGCUUUGCUUUCUCCCUCCCUCCCUCUGCCGGGUUCCUCCAAUUCCCAAACAACACAAAACAGAGAGCGUUUCUGUGUUCACCCGGAUGGCCAUGUCGUCCGGUGGUAACGCAGCCUCCUCCUCCGCCAACAGUCCCCACAACCACCCGGGCCCAACCACCACGCGGCGGCGCGUCGAUGCCGGCGACAAGGUCUCCACGCCCGCCGAAUUCCACGGCGACACCGACGAACCCUGUGGAGGAGCCCUCGCCUGCAGCAACACCACCAGCUGUUGCCACCAUCACAACCACAGCCACCGCCACCCGGUCAUCCGGUACCUGCUGCUCCGCCGGAAGUUGUUCUUCUUCCUCCCGGAGGUUCUCCUGGUCGGGGUCGAGGAAGGUUGCCACCGAGCGGCUGCAAUGGCGCAGGGUUUGAGAUCCGGGAAGAACACGGGGAGGAGGAUCGUCGGUGCCUUGAUGUUUAUGGCGGUUGUUUCGCUUUUCGCCAAGGUUUUUCUGCUGAGCCACCAUUACAAUCUUCUCCUCGAGAGCCAUGGCAACGGCGGCGGCGGCAGUGCUGGUGCCGGCAGGGAGAUGAAUGGGUUGUUGAUUCUCCAGACUUUCAAGGAUGAUUGGGCCAUGGCGCAACGCGUCCUCGCUGAAACUCAAUCCUCCAUUCCCAAACGCCUCCUCGAGAAGUUCCCGACCCCAGAAAUUUGGAUGAAGCCAAAUAGCGACAACUUCUACAAAUGCAUUUCUCGGCCCAGGAAGCCAUUAAAGUCCAGGAAAACAAAUGGCUAUCUACUUGUUCACGCCAAUGGUGGAUUGAACCAGAUGAGAACAGGGAUUUGUGACAUGGUUGCAGCUGCCAAGUUGAUGAAUGCAACUCUGGUUCUUCCUUCCCUUGAUCAUGAAUCGUUCUGGACCGAUCCCAGUACAUUUAAGGACAUUUUUGACUGGAGGCACUUCAUGAAAGUGUUGAAAGAGGAUGUGGACAUAAUCGAAUAUCUGCCACCACAGUUUGCAAGGAAGAAGCCUCUUGUCAAGGCUCCAAUCUCCUGGUCCAAGGCUAGCUACUACAGAGGAGAGGCAGUGCUAUUGAAGAAGCACAAAGUCAUGAAGUACACGCACACGGACUCCAGGCUAGCCAACAACGGCCUCUCAGCUUCAAUCCAGAAGCUUAGAUGCCGAGCCAAUUACGAAGCUCUCCGUUACUCCCAAGAAAUCGAGGAUCUCGGCAAGACACUGGUCGCCCGUCUCAGGAACAACAACGAGCCCUUCGUCGCUCUCCAUCUAAGGUACGAGAAAGACAUGCUUGCCUUCACCGGCUGCAACCACAACCUGACGGCACAAGAAGCAGAGGAACUCCGAGUGAUGAGGUACAGCGUUCCGCACUGGAAGGAGAAAGAGAUAGACAGCGAAGCUAGAAGAAGGGAAGGUGGAUGCCCUAUGUCUCCUAGAGAAGCCGCCAUGUUUCUCAAGGCAAUGGGGUAUCCUUCCUCCACGACCAUCUACAUAGUUGCAGGUCCAAUCUACGGGAGCAACAGCAUGGAUGCAUUCCGAGAGGAGUACCCGAACGUCUUUACUCAUUCUACUCUUGCCACCGAAGAAGAGCUCGAGCCUUUCAAGCCGUACCAGAACCGUCUCGCUGCCUUGGAUUACAUUGUUGCUUUGGAGAGCGAUGUGUUUGUUUAUACUUAUGAUGGGAACAUGGCCAAGGCCGUGCAAGGUCAUCGGCGGUUUGAAGGGUUUCGUAAGACCAUCAAUCCAGACAGGCAAAACUUUGUGACGCUGAUUGAUGAGCUGGACGAGGGUUUGAUUUCAUUCGAUGAGUUCUCGUUGAAGGUGAAGGCAUUGCACGAGCACAGGCUUGGACAGCCAUAUCUGAGGCGGGUAGGGGAAUCCCCAAGGCUGGAAGAGAAUUUUUAUGCAAACCCUCUUCCGGGGUGUAUGUGCAACAGAACUCAGGAGAGAUUAAGUACGUUAGCGAUGCUUGAAAGACGACGAGCCAAUCUUGGGACUGCAUCUCAGAGGUGAAAGAAGUGAAACCCUUUCUAUGUUGUGGUCGGGAGAUGGCGAAGGAAUGGAGCUUCUCUGAAGCCGAAUCAAGCUCGUUGGUUUAUUAGCUAGCUUUUGGAGACGAUAUACUGGAAGAAGAGCCAUCGCAGUAGCAAUUUCAUUCAUGGUUUUCAUAAAGGAAGAAGGAAAGACAGAAGAUGCUGGCGGCAGGCAUGGCUUCCCCAAAGGUUUUUCUCAGUUUUGUUUUAUGUAGAUUUGGAUUUGGAGGGAACCCCUAACCAUCAUCAACUUCUAGGCUAAAAAGACGAUAAACGAAGGGGGAAAAA
This is a messenger RNA of Linum trigynum, 2563 nucleotides long. The record is from the annotation of a GenBank genome assembly. NCBI's taxonomy places the organism in Eukaryota, Viridiplantae, Streptophyta, Magnoliopsida, Malpighiales, Linaceae.